AUGGGUAAGUGCAUUGUAUAUCCUUAUCUUAUCAGUCAUCCCUACGAUCAGAAUGGGCAGUCCGAAAUAUCUGGAUUUCAUAUAUUUGAACUGCGGGAAGAGGAAACAAAUGCAGACAGGAUCAUCAAUACACAACUCAGUUGCAAAAAAAAUAGGCCUGAAUGCCCGUAUUCGACCCCUGACCUCUGCUAUACCUUUGAAGUGCUCUUACCUAUUAAGCUAGCAAGCCGACUGGAUGUGGAUGGUCCGUAAGUAUUAUCUAAAAGUCUACCUCCUUUAUCAGUGUUCAGGAUGUUUAAUAAUGUAGAAGAUUUUUUUUUCAUUUGAACAGGAGAUAAUUCGAACUAUAGCCUAUAUUAUUUUAAUGUUUUUUUCCUCUUAUUUUCAAUAGGAGGGGGUGAAAAUAUCGCAAAAAUGACACAUGGAAAGUUUAAUACUGGUUUUAGGGGUUGUAUAAAGAAUAUAUUUUUUAAGGACAGAGGCAUGGACCUCCAGGGUGACGCUAUUCUCGGCUGGAAUGUCCUACCGUGCGACAGCGAUGAGGCAGAGCCAUGA
This is a messenger RNA of Porites evermanni, 555 nucleotides long. NCBI's taxonomy places the organism in Eukaryota, Metazoa, Cnidaria, Anthozoa, Scleractinia, Poritidae. The record is from the annotation of a GenBank genome assembly.